UUCCGAUACGAUUUAUACAAAUUAUUCGCGAACUUCGUGCAGCUGUAUAGGAGAGCGAGAGUAGAUAACCUCGAGAUAUAAGACAGCGCCACCACCCCCCCCCUCCCGAAAAGCCCAUCCUCGGCCCCUACGAAAAAGCACAAAUAUAGACCGAGAAUCGAACGGCAGCUCUACACUACUCUCGGAGAAUAAAAACAGACAGGCCUGCGUCUAUAUACACAUCAGACAUUGCAUUGCAAACUCGAUAAAAUUCGCAGAGAGAGAGCAUAGGCGGCGUUCGGUCGAGCGCGACGAGUUUGACAGGUCUAUAUAGAUACACACCAGGCCGAGACAGGACUGUAUAUAUAUAUAUAUUAUACCAUUCCCUCCCCUCGCUCGCGCGCGCGCGCGCGCACCUAGACUUCUAUCCGCACCCGCGUCGAGUAUAUACAUACAUGUGCGCGCGCGCGCGCGCGCGCAGCAAUAGGAGAAGAGCAUCGCGCACAGAGCGUAUACAGCGUCGCGGAUAGAGAGCGCGAGUAGGCGCAGUCCGCUCUUUCUCUCCCAUCAGCUUCAGUAGUCCCUGCAGCGGCGCAGAGGCAUCCUUCGCGUCGCCAGUGCAGUGGCCGCCGCCGUUCUGUGCUCUCCCUCUCUCUCUCUCUGUGUGUGUGCGUGUGUGCGUGCGUGUCUAUUGUAUAUAUAACGUAGCCCUCAGACGCGCCGAAGGAACAAGUGCUCUCGCCACGAGAGGAAUAAUGUGUUCGAGGGCGGAUAGACAGCAGUGAGAGCGCGCUCGCGUCCGAGACGACGAUAACAACAACAACGACGAAGACGACGGAGUAAAGGGAGAGCUGAGCGCGUUGGGACUCGCCUAAUAUGGGAGAAUGUUGGCUCACGCUGCUGCGUGGCUGCCGCUGCUCCUGUUCUUCUGCACAGGAUGGCAUACAGCAAUAGCGCUGGUUUCAGUACCAGUGCGCAAUGUUAGUGUGGAUCUUGGAGAAAAUGUAACAUUGAUCUGCUCUAAUGGAAGUGGAUCACAAAAUCUUGGUGAAACAAAAAGGGUCACGUGGAUUAGGGAGGGCCGUGAAGAUGGUCAAAGCAAGCGCCUGACUGUAGAGCCUAAUGGAGUUUUAAAACUCAUAAAUGUCAGUCGAUUCGAUGCUGGUGACUACUACUGCACUUUGGAUGAUGAUGCUGUCAAAGACAGAAUCAAUGUCCAAGUUAGAACACCUCCUCCAGCUCUGCACAAUGUUUGGGUCAAACCUUCAACCAUUUUGGCAAAUAUUCUGUGGGAAGUAGCAGGUACCGGUGGUUAUCCUAUUAUAGAUUUUACAGCUGAGUAUCGUUUGAAACCCUCUCCAGGAGAAGAACCAGAAGCUUGGAAACCUAUAAUUCCUACACACAUUCCCCCAAAUUCCAGACAAAUAGAUGUAUAUCAUUUAGAACCAAAUACAACAUAUAGUUUUCGAGUAUGGGCUACCAAUCAGCUUGGAAGGGGGGAGAUUGUGGAGGUAGAAGGGCAUACGCAUCACAGUGUGGAAGAAUUAGAACUGGCAAGACACUUGCUAGCGGGAGUAGAAAAUUUUGAUACGCGUGUAUGGGUGGCAGCAGUAGGGAUUGUUAUGGGAACUCUGAUGGUUCUUGGGUUCGGUACAUGCUACCUAUUGUAUCGGGAGUGUAAGGCACCCUUACUUACAGCCAAAAAGUCAUUAUGUUCCGAUCAAGUCUUGAGAAUGCGUGAGAGUGAGUUAUAGUCAAGGAGAGAGGGUAGAAGCUGAUAUGGCUCAUGGACCAGACCAAUGAAAAUUAAUCUCCGCUCCGAAAUUGCAGCGCAGCUGGAGGAGCAGGAAGUGAUUGAGCUGGUGCCCAACAUCAUACUAAAUCCGGGUUUCUUCGACGAAAGGACGGAACGCAUACCUCAAGACGAAAACUUCAACAACCAGACGACGACGCGCCUCAACAACAACACCGUCGUGCAGCCAAGACGACUUUAGCGACUGAUAUUCUCUUAGACUUUCAGCGGGUGAUUAAGAAAAUCAUUCAAGCGAUCAUUUUUUUCGCACGCACUACGUGCACAGCCGUAUAUUUAUACAUUACAAACUAAAUGUUACAUUUUAUGAGCUCGAAGGGAGAAGAUGAAGAAGAAAAAGAGAAAUGAAAAGUUGCAACUUGACACAAAGUAAGUAAACAAACAGACUUCUGCUUGCAAUCUAUAACAUUUUGGAGAAUUAUUUAAAUGGGGGGUAAACAGCGAGGAGAGUUGACAAAUAAUGUAGAGAGUAUCUCGAGCGUAGGAUGUAUAAAGAAAAGAUAACGAGCACACACAGGCUACAGCGGAAGAAAUUAAGAAGUCAGCUUUGUUUCUCUUUUUUUUUAAACGCGGAAUAAGAAAAAUGGUGGUUCACACAGUACGUAUAGCUUCAAGUGUUCAAAAGAAAUAACGUAAUAAUGCAAAAUAAGACUACGAUUAAUAGGUUUUCCAGAGCGGAUUAGACUUUUUUGAAUUUAUACGUUUGUCGCGCGGUGGGUUUUUAUUGUCGUUUGUGCCUCGAUGACGCAGUCUUUAGAAAAUAAAAUCACUGGUGCUCGCAUUGAUCGAGCUUUUGAUCUUGGAGAACUUUCACGAAACUUUGAUUAAUUUUACAAAGCAAAAAUAAUGUUAAAAUAAGUUGUUAGUAAGACUGUAAAAAAACUCGGUGGUCGAUUUCGUGAGCUCGAAAUCGCUAAGAAAUACGUGAGAUAUUGAUCUGAUGCUCCAUGACAUUAAAAUAUACGAGCUGUACUCUCGUUUUCUGCAUGAGUAUUUAGCUCUGUUAUAUUUGCGUUCACGUUUUUUAUUUCGCGAUUGUACGGCGGAGAUGGGCACUUGUUAAUUGAUUUGGUGGUCUAAAAUAAGGAAAUGUGUAAAUUUCAAUAUUUUUAGCUGUCAAAGAGAGGAUAUCGUUAUCCUUUCAGUUAUGCCAUAUGCAUAAACUUGCAAACAAUGUGGCUGAACACAAAUAUUUGUUACUUUUUUUUAAGUUUUAUUUUUCGUUAUUUAUUUAUCGUUACAUUCGUCCACAAACAAAUGACGGAUAAAGUGCACGCGCAAAUUUUCACAUUUCCUUCAUACCAACCGAUUAGUCGAAUAUAAAUGUUGCACUAUAACUUUCCUGCGCUAAAAUAAGCCAAAAGCUAUAACUAGUCUGUGAAACGCAUAAUAGGAAUCAAUGUAUACAGUGUAAGCGCAGAAAAGUUAGUUAAAAAAGUUUGGAAAAAUAAAUGCAUCGAGUGAGAUGAAUCUUUUCUAAAUUCGUUCAAAUUACAAUUUCAAUUACGAAGUGCCUGCUAAUGCUUUUGCGUAUAGGUUCGUUGCAUAUAGUUUAAAACGUAUACAUAGUCCUUAUUCAAAUGUGUAAAGCUUAGUGUGCCACGGCCGGCAAAAUUCGAUAGCGAUUAUUCCACAUUAUACUACCGACAUCAUGCAGAAAGUGAGACUCUUUUUGUACGAAUAUAAAAAAGAAGAAGAAAAAAAUAACAAAGGCAUGAUCGUGCCAUUCUGCCCCUCCAAAGUGAAUCAAUCGCGUAUGUCGCCCUUAUUACAAGUGUGAGAUCGAUGCAGUGCGCUAAAGUUAUUUUUACUGCCGUUUUAUGAUGUACAGAUGGUCUUGCGAUUUUAGUAAAAAGAAAUAAUUAUACGAAUAUAAAAAAAUACGUCGUUAUAUAAUCGUAAAUAAUAUUUGCACUCGAUACGAGCGAGAAGUGGAUGGCUGUACGUAAUUAAAUAGGCUAAUGGAAUUUUUUACUAAGACAAACAUAAACGAACGAAAAAAAACGCACACCGUGAGCCGUGAUCGACGUCUCGGCGCAUCUCUAUACUAUUCUAAUAACGAAACGAGGAGAAAAACGUACGUAUAUUGUACACAACGCGAGGCUCAUCGGGUUUUAAAAAAUGCGUUCCUUCCUUCCGGCGAAGAAAUUAAACAUCGUCCGCUCCCGGAAGCUGCUGCUGCACACUAUACAGACACACGCGUAUAAUCGUGGGGAUCCAUAGUAAGAAUCGUCGAUUUGAUUAGCGAAAAACAGAAACAAACACGUAGAUAAUGUAGGCGCAUACUCGCAAUGCGUGCGUUGUAUUAUUAUUAUUAUAUUCUCUAAAAUCUCGCAGAUCAAACUUCAUUCUCAUAUCUUCAUACGCGAACGGACGUACAGAAGGGAAAUGCACGAUUUUGCUGCUGGAGAUAGACUGCGCGAUUUUUUUUAUCUUAGAUUUGAAUUUUCAUGUUACGACUACUGUUUCGUAAUAGCGCUUCUUAUUUUGAUUCAAUUAUGAAUGAAAAACGCGUCGUUUCAAGCAAUUAUUAGUAAUCUUGAAGUAUUCUCUGCAAAGUCAUAAGCAAUGUUUUUAAUAAUAUCCAAAAAAAGAACGUGAGAAUAAAAUAAAUAAUAUAUUAUUGAGCAAUAUACGUAAUUAUUAAUAGAAUGAUCAUCUGUCUCUGCAAGAAUCGUGCUUUCAGGGAAAGCUCGCACAUCAUCUUUACAAAGAAUCAUUCAUCAGUCAUAUCGAUCGUGUUCACGUCAUUCAUACAACUAAAACCAAACAAAUGCUAAAAUCAAACGUGAUCAAAACGAAUCCAGACAAAUAAAAAACGAAAAAAAUGCACAACCACACCAAAACGUUAAGAUUAACCAAGCAAGCAGAUUACUAAUAAUGAACAAAAGAGACGUGUUUAAUCGUUAAACAUAGCAAGCCUCCGUAGCUUUCACAAACCUCAGCUGUAUAUCUCUUCGAACGUUGUAUAGAAAGGUGCAACUCGAAUUGAAUUUACUUUAACGUCACAUACACUUGCUUCACGAAGAUAAAAAAAACUUUCGAAGAAUAGGCAAUCAUCACCUCUCGAUCAAACGAAAGCUUCACUCCUCUAGAUGGUUGGGUUAGAUAUGGACGAAUAAAUGAAAUCAUGCGAAUAAAAAUGAAACUCGAUGGCAGAGUUGAGUCUCUCGGAAUGUUAUAAUACUAUGGUAGCUAGACGCAAAGAGAACAUAAAAUAUAUAAAAUAUAUAUCUGUAUAACGGCCGCUUUUAGUGUACACUGUACUCUAUACUCGACUCGCUACGAAGGAUCACUGACAUGAAAGUAAUAGCUUUUACGAUGAAAGACGAAUUUAUCGUUUUUGAUAACGAAGAAGAAAAAGCUGAUGCAGGGCACUCAACUCUGUCGGAGAGCGAUAAAAAGAGCUUUAAUUCGACCGAGCAAUAGUUGCUGUCAUAGACUGCGUAAUACGAAUAGUUUUCUCUUGUUCCCUCCUAACUUGGGUUUCCUCUUACGGAGUGAGAUGUGCAUUUAUAAAACACAGCUGCAAUUAUCAUGGUUUGCCGCAUGGUCGCAUGCCGGCCCUUUAGCGGGUGGAUACCGAUUUCAGAAAUUCGUAAAUGAAGAUUUUAAAGAUAAUAAAAGAAAAUUUUACAAUGUGUUCGAACAAUUCAGAAGUUUAGCAGUCUCUUGCUGAAUCGUACCUAUUUUCGUAUGUAUAUAUCUGAAAUUUUAAACGACCGCGUGAAUUCUGAAAUCGGGAUCGUCCCGAGAUUUUUGAGUACAAGUUUCGAAUAAAGUCAUAUCAGGAUUACUUUUGACGAACAUCCACUCGAUUGGCGAUUAGCUGGGAGAAUGAUGGCGCGAAGAAAAAGUUUUUAGAUCGAAAUCGAAACCAGUGAAACGACUAAGCUUUUGCGAUUUAGGCAAGAAUUUACGUUCGGUUGUAUGAAUUGUAGUUUUCCCAAUUGUACAUGGCUACGAGCUUUCGUCAGCACAAAAAUAAAACUGCGAUUAUGUAUAAUAUUAGUGAUUGCGUUGAAAAAUUUUUUUUUAUCGUUACAUAGGUUUUUCGAGAAGUAUACGUAUAGGCUUUAGUACAUUAAUACGUGCGAUUUUCAAUUCUUUUUUUAAGAUCACUGCUGAUUAGCUCUGAAAAGAAUAUCUUCAAGAAUGUACGAGUGACAUCUGUUGAGUAACACAGAUUUAUCAACCAUGACGCAACAGCACGCAAAAGCAUAGAUCAAUCUGCAGCUUCACACUGAAGUCUACUUAGAUUUUUCUCAGAGAAAAAAAUAAAACGAAAUUCAGCAGAUAGAUUACUCAUGUAUUCUUGAAAGACAAAUGGUGUUCGAUUAAAUCUGAAGCAAUUCGACUUCAUCGGUGAACUGCCACUAAAACUAGUACUAAUCGUCACGAAAAUUAAUUAAGGUGAUAAAUAAUCAACAAAAGUCAAAAAAAGGAACAGUUCCACUCGUUGGGUUGUAAAACACUUGCAUCACUAGACUCGCUCCUGUCCAACUUUCACUCAAACGUAUAAUUCGCGAUUAAAGUACACAAUAGCUAGCUUACAACAAUAAUAAUAGAAUAAAUAACGAAAAGUACACGAGACAAGACAGUUUGGUGCAUCUCACGCAGGUUGCAAUAAUGAAAAGAAUCGGUUGUGCGUCGCGUUGCAUAGAAGCUUAUAUCUCUCGCGCAGUGUUUUUUUCCUCCUUUUGUAACGUUUUGUAUCACUUUACAAAAGUUAUUACAAUGAGGAUGAACAAGUUCGGUAUAGCUUCGUACUAUGCACUCUGUGUUGUGAAUGGUAUUAUUAUUAUUAUGAUUAUUAUUAUUUAUUAUCAAUAAUUAUGUGAAUUACCGUAAAACAAAAUAUACACACGCUGAAAAUGAAAUAUGAAUAAUGAAAACGAUAAAAAAAAACAAUAACAAUAUAAUGAUAAUAUAUGAUAAAAUUCAAUAUAUAAAUAUAUAUUUAUAUAUAGCCAAGGCAUCGUAAUAUUUUAGCUAUUAAUAAGCAAAGACAAUUUUUUAUAAACAUAUAUGAGGUAUGAUUACACGGACAACAAGAUAAAAAAACGCAAUGAUAAAAUAUUUACCUAUAUAUAUAUUCGUACAUAUAUAGUGGAAGGUUUUAUCCUUUGAUACGAGAGCUUCGCGAGACGAAUCACAAGAGCCAAAAAUCCUCUUUCGCUCUGCCCCCGGAAGCAAUUUCAUCGUAGCGAUCAUGUUCCUUUCUCGAAUAUAAACGUGCAUUCGUUUUAUAUAUAUUUUUUUUCUUUUCUUUGUCGCGGAGUAUGUCCAUAACAUGUACGAAAAGUAUAAGUCGCUUUGUUCUUAACCUCGUAUAGUUAACUAAUAUACAUUAGCCAAAAAUGUUUUCCACGUGCAAGUGAGAUCCGUGUUGCAUCGAUUAUUUCGAUAAAUUUGUCUUUCGUUUAACUUUCAUUGUGAUUUCCGUUGUGUUUUUAUAUAGAGAUAUUUUUAUCUUUUUGUAAAUGGGAAGGAAAUAGGAAAUGCGUUUUCAGUUUAGAUCGUCUAUUUACCAACAAAGUAAAGCGUAACUUUUAACUGACAGAAAGAAAAUUAUUCUUGUAAUUAUGGAACCAAGGGUUGAAAUGUUAGUGAGUAGGUUUUUUAGAUCCAUCUCAUCGAACACUAUACAAUAAUGUCUGCCAUUGACAAGAUUAAAGUAUACGUAGUGUAACUUUUUACACUUUCAGUGGCACAUUCUAUAAGAUUCACUAUCACUCGAUCCUCAGACGUUUCUUUCACAUAAAGUAGAGACUCUCGAAAUAGCGAAAAAUAAAGAACUAUACUUUUGGUGCUAAAAAUCAAUUAUAAAUACUGUUUACUAUGUCACGUGUGCAAUGUCUCACUGACUGUGUCAGAAGGAAAAUACCGUCGCAAGAGAGAAAAAUGGCAGAUAUUUUCAUCCAUAUCAUCACUGUAGUCUCGAAUACCUACCUACCUGAGAGAAAAAAAAGUAACUUCAGAUAUUUUAAAAUUUUUCUAUACACCUUUUCGUUGCUCGGACGUCUCAUCCCUCGUUAUUUAUAAUUGUAUGCGGACGUCCGACUCGCUCUGUAUUAUUUUUACAAACUAUAUAGAGAACCUGUGUAAACUGCGAGUAAUAUAAAGGCGUGAAAAAAAAUCUGUGCUUAGGAAUAAUCGAUGCAUUUUUUUAGUCAGAUGUAUCUAAUUAGCGUGCUAUUGUAAUAGUAUGUUGACGAAAAGAAAAAAAGUAAGGUAGCACAUGAAAUAGAUUACUGUUAUGGUUGCUGGCAAAACCAUUAUUUCCGACAUUCCCUUCAUCACUACCUGUGGACACAUAUGACAACCUGAGCAUUUUCCCAGUAAGAAGCCAAAAAUCAUUGAUUUUUCCAUGACAAAGUGUUUAUACGAUUUAAGUUACAUAUUGUUGCAGUAAUUAUUUUCAUUCGAUUUUCGAAGGCGUUGAAAGACGUUCCGUGUCAGUAUUAUUUCCAACAGGACUAUUUAAAUAUUAUUGCGAUUCGAUGAGAAACCAAAGACCGCGCGUGCGCAUAAAUGGCUCGAUUUGUCAUAAAGUUGUUUAAAAUGUAGUACCAAAAAAAAUCUAUCAACGUCGAGAAACGACUCCCCCAGUACAGCUAAAGUUAAUAAUACAAAGGCGAUUAGUGAUUAACUUAUAUGUUACCGUUUGCGUUUAUUUUAGGUAUAAUUUACGUAUUAUUGGCGGGAAAAGAGUAAUAAUGCGGUCGCAAGUGACGCACGCUUGGAAAACUGAGUUAUACCUAUACCUAUAGGAUGUUUUUUGAUCUUUGAUUUUUUAAUGAAGAAGCUCGCGAAAGUUAUUUGCGACCAUGUCAGCGUUAUUUCUGUAAUAUCGGACCUAAGAAAAAAAAA
Messenger RNA from Nasonia vitripennis (jewel wasp), 8662 nucleotides. RefSeq names its product protein sidekick-1. Bases 864 to 1733 code for a protein of 289 amino acids. Gene Ontology annotation, molecular function: protein binding. The record is from RefSeq and is a predicted model, not a curated record. Lineage: Eukaryota; Metazoa; Arthropoda; Insecta; Hymenoptera; Pteromalidae. The transcript is spliced from 6 exons. Gene Ontology annotation, biological process: cell-cell adhesion.